AUGGAUGAAGCUGGAAACCAUCAUUCUGAGCAAACUAUCACAAGGACAGAAAACCAAACACCACAUGUUCUCACUCAUAGGAGGAUAGUGCCCUGUCUGUCUUGUUCUCAGCUGUAUUCCCAGUACCUGGGACUGUCCCAGACACACCGUAGCCCUCCCGUGGCCCCGGACCCUCCAAGGAGACAGCGGCAGGAGCGCACGGUCUACACUCAAAGCCAGCAGGAAGUGCUAGAAAGUUACUUUCAGAACGACCAGUACCCAAACUACCACAAGCGACAGAAACUGGCGGAGGAACUCGGCCUCAAGGAGCACCAACUGCAGGUGUGGUUCAAGAAUCGCCGCGCCAAACUAGCUCGGGAGCGACGGCUCCAGCAGCAGCCGCAGCGCGUCCCUGGGCGGAGAGGCCGAGGAGCCCGCGCUGCACCCCUAGUCCCUGCAGCCGCUGCCUCCGCCCCUCAGCCGGGCCUCCCGGCCCUUCCAGCGGCGGCACCCACGAUCUGCAGCCUCGACCAGGCCUGGGGUGGCCCUGGGUGCAGAGCCCAAAAGGGCAUCCCAGAUGUCUUGGGUCCAGGCCCUGGCCCGAUCCCAGCCCCAAUCCGAGGCCCAGCUCAGGUCCCAGGCCCAAUUUCAGGCCCCAUUUCAGGCCCGGUCCAGAUCCCAGGCCCACUCCUUGGCCCAAUCCCAGGCCCAGCCCAGAUCCCAGGCCCACUCGCUGGUCCACUCCCAGGCCCAAUUUCCAGGCCCAGCCAAAUUCCUAGGCCCACUCGCUAGUCCCUCCCAGGCCCAAUUUCAGGCCCAGCCCAGAUUCAGGCCACUGCCUGGUCCCCAGGCCCAAUUUCAGGCCCAGUCAGAUCAGGCCCACGCCUUGGCCCAAUCCCAGGCCCAAUUUCAGGCCCAGCUCAGGUCCCAGACCAAGCCCAGAUCCAGAGCCCAAUCUCAGCCCAGAUCCCAGGCCCACUCGCUGGUCCACUCCCAGGCCCAAUUUCAGGCCCAGCCCAGAUUCCAGGCCCACUGCCUGGUCCACUCCCAGGCCCAAUUUCAGGCCCAGUCCAGAUCCCAGGCCCACGCCUUGGCCCAAUCCCAGGCCCAAUUUCAGGCCCAGCUCAGGUCCCAGACCAAGCCCAGAUCCCAGGCCCAAUCUCAGGCCCAGGUCCGAACAUAGGCCAAAUUCCUGGCCUAGCCCAGAUCCCAGGCCCAGGCAGACUCGCAGGCCCAGGUCCCAUCUUAAGUCCUGGCCAGAUGCCAAGCUCAGGCUCACUUCCAGGCCCAGCCCCGAUUUUAGGCCCAGGCUCAGGCUCAGUCCCAGCCCCAAUCCCAGGUCCAGGAUCAUUCCUAGCCCCAGCCCCAGUCCCCUUAUGGCCUGAGAGCCCCGAUGCCUCUGACUUCUUGCCAGACACCCAGUUAUUCCCUCAAUUCACAGAGCUGCUCCCACCCCUAGACCCCUUGGAGGGAUCCUCAGUCUCCACCAUGACCUCUCAGUGCCAAGAAGGGGAUGACUCUAUGGGCCAAAAAGACUCAGGGUCUCUGUACCAAGAGGAAGGUGGCUCUGUGAAUGAAAAUGACUCAGGCCCCAGGUCAUUACUGGAUUUAUAGGGUGCCUGUGCCUGCAAAGUUCUUCAGAUCCCAGUGGGCCUGGAGUGGCUGGUCCACACUGCUGGUGACUUUCUGCAGUGAAUGCACCACCCUUUACCCACCUGGCUGCAGGCGGACAUUUGCUGUCUUCACUGUGCAGCCAUCACAGGUGGCCUGUGGAUGUGCCUGCCCCUCUUUUGAAUUGAGCCUGAGCAUUUCUCUGCUGGGAUUGGAGUCGCUGCUCACUGGGAUGUUUGGCAUUAGUGGAU
Molecule: messenger RNA, 1841 nt
Organism: Chlorocebus sabaeus (green monkey)
Lineage: Eukaryota; Metazoa; Chordata; Mammalia; Primates; Cercopithecidae
Source: RefSeq, a predicted model, not a curated record